This is a messenger RNA of Acanthosepion pharaonis, 1173 nucleotides long. The record is from the annotation of a GenBank genome assembly. Lineage: Eukaryota; Metazoa; Mollusca; Cephalopoda; Sepiida; Sepiidae.
AUGGAUAAACCUUAUUCCCUUAUUGCUCCUUCUUCUUCUCUUCUUACCUUUUCUUUUUGUCUUUCUUUUCCUCCUUUUCUUCUCUUGUACUUCUUACUUUUGUGUUAUUUCUUUUCUUCUUCUUUCUUUCCUCUCCCUUUGUUUCCCUUGCUUCAUUCUUUCUUCUACUCUUUUUCUCAUUCACGUCUUCUUCUUCUUCUUUUAUUCUUUGUUCACUUCUCCUCCUAUUCUCGCCUCUUCCUUUUUGUUUUAACUUUUCUCUUCCUUAUUUUGAUACUUCGCUUUAUCCUCUUUUUCUCUCCUGAUCUGUCUUCUCUUAUAUUUUCGUUUCCUUCCUCCAAUCUUUCUUUCUUUUUCUUUCUUUCUUCUAUUUUAUCUUCCUUAUUCCUUUCUAUCUUAUUAUCCUCUGUUUUCUAUCACUUCUUUAUUCCUUUCUGUCGCAUUCUUUCUUUCUUUCUUUCUUUCUUUCUUUCUUUCUUUCUUUCUUUCCUUUCUUUCUUUCUUCUAUUUUCUUUCUUUUGCUUAUUCCUUUCUGUCUUUUUUCUUUCUUUCUUUCUUUCUUUCUUUUUUUUUUUUUUUUUACCUUAUUCCUGGCUUCAUAUUGAAAAAGACGUUCCAAUUCCCAACAGACACAACAGCCAUUACCUUUCCGCCUCUCUUUCACCUUCUCUUUGUUUUGUCGUCUUUAUGCCUUUGUCUUUCUUUGCCUUUCUUUUUAUUCUGCUAGCGUGGCAUUUGCUUGCCACUUGUUCAAUUUUGCCAGGACUUUUUUUUGCCUGCAUUUUUUUGGAAAUUCAACUCUCUUUCUUUCUUUUCCUCCUCUGUCUAUCUCUUUCUCUCUCUACUGACUCUCUCUCUCUCUCUCUCUCUCUCUCUCUCUCUCUCUCUCUCUCUCUCUCUCUCUCUUCUUUUCUUUUCUUUCUUUCUUUUUUUUCUUUCUAUCUAUCUAUCUAUCUAUCUCAGACUGUUCCUAUCUAUCUAUCUAUCUAUCUAUCUAUCUAUCUCAGUGUGUUACUAAUCUAUCUACCUAGCUAUCUAUCUCAAUCUGUUACUUAUCUAUCUAUCUCAUCGUACGCGGCUGAUACUACGGUAUUAGAAUACUCUCUCUCUCUCUCUCUCUCUCUCUCUCUCUCUCUCUCUCUCUCUCUCUCUCUCUCUCUCCUCUUCUUUUAG